Striga asiatica is the source of this 543-nucleotide messenger RNA. The record is from the annotation of a GenBank genome assembly. Lineage: Eukaryota; Viridiplantae; Streptophyta; Magnoliopsida; Lamiales; Orobanchaceae.
AUGUGGGCAAAGUCAUGGUGGAGGUCGGACGAGGAUGCGAGGAAGAGCCGGUGGAGGUCGGGCGGCCAAUUUGUUUCUGUAGAUCUUCACGGAGGGUGGGUGUCUGGUGGAGGACCGGUGGUGGACGGGCGGACUCUGGUGGCAGGAAGGCGUCUGGUGGCGGAUGGCGGAUCGGCGAUCGAUCUUUUACCGGCGAUGAGAACUCCGUCGCCGGCCAUCGUCCGAGAAUGGAAGCCCGACCACCGCCAUGAAAUCUGCCGCCGCCCGUCGUUCACUGCUCCUUUCCGACGCCGUCUCCACCACCGGGCUCGCGGACAGGACCCGCGGAAAAGCUUCGCGAGGUUGCAGUUCGGUCGCGAAGGGAGGAGGGCCGUCGGAGGUUGGGCCUGCGCGCGGAGGGGCUGCGGCUUGCCGGGAGUUCGUUGGUGUCUCGUCAGUGGGGAGGUACGCUCGCGACGGUUGAUGGAGAUGCUGAUGGGGAACGCCGAAAAAAAUCUGAUUUCUGAAAGAGAUGAAGAAAACUUGAAACGGCUCAGCAGAUAA